Molecule: messenger RNA, 6753 nt
Organism: Limanda limanda (common dab)
Lineage: Eukaryota; Metazoa; Chordata; Actinopteri; Pleuronectiformes; Pleuronectidae
Product: aryl hydrocarbon receptor-like
Exons: 11
Coding region: 516-3422 (968 amino acids)
Biological process (GO): regulation of transcription by RNA polymerase II
Cellular component (GO): nucleus; aryl hydrocarbon receptor complex
Molecular function (GO): transcription cis-regulatory region binding; nuclear receptor activity; protein dimerization activity
Source: RefSeq, a predicted model, not a curated record
CGUGUGUUUGCGCUAAUUGCGGAGCUCCGCUAUAACAGAAGAUAAAAUGUAGAAUCUGAUGAACGUUUCUCUGACAGAUUUCCCACUUGUUUCGUUGCGUUAAAACAGCGCAGGGAGGAUGAGGAGCAUUUACGCGCAGAUUCCGCAUCUUCUUCUCUCUUGUUUCUCCUCAGGAUGAAAACACAACAUCUCUGGACUUGGAGCGAGUUGAUGUUGGAGCUGAUGGAAACACACGAGUCUGUUUCUCUCCAUCGUUUCUGUUUCCAGUGGAUUUAAUCCUGAUACGACACUUGUUCCAGAUUUUGAUUUAAUUCCGAAGUGAAUUGACGCGUAAAAACCAGGCCGAGCAGAAGAAGACCUGCUCCUCCUGCGCUGCCUUUAUUUUUAUUUUAUUUGACUCUACUGAACAAUGUGUUUCCAGUGUUGAUCUGAAGGAUUACAGCUGAUUUUUUACAUGUAGACGAGGCUCAGUGUGUUUGAGGAGAUUCGUCAGAGGCUUAUAUAAGAGCAGCGUCAUGUAUGCAGGACGCAAGAGGAGAAAACCGGUCCAGAGAGCGGUGAAGCAGCCGCCGACCGAAGGGGCCAAAUCCAACCCGUCCAAACGGCACAGAGACCGGCUGAAUGGCGAGCUGGAGCGGCUGGCCAGCCUGCUGCCUUUCCCUGAAGAGGUCACCGCCAGUCUGGACAAGCUCUCCAUCCUCCGCCUCAGUGUCAGCUACCUUCGCGCCAAGAACUUCUUCACUGUGGCCCUGAACAGUCGGAACGGAGCGACUCCAGCUGGUGUGAAUGAUGACGACAGUAAAACAGCCGCAGUGGUGGAGAAAAAGAUCCCUGAAGGAGAGCUGUUGCUGCAGGCUCUCAACGGCUUCGUCCUGGUCAUCACCGGCAGUGGAACCAUCUUCUACUCCUCUCACACCAUCCAGGACUACCUGGGCUUCCACCAGACGGACGUCAUGCACCAGAGUGUUUAUGAACUGGUCCACACAGAGGACCAGCAGGAGCUCAGGAGAAGCCUGCACUGGGCUUUGAAUCCUCCUGCUGCGGCUGCAGCUGCCGUCACCCAGGACUCCCCCCAAGAGAUGGAACCUGACAGUGGCUCGUCUCUGGUCACCUACAAACCUGAACAGCUUCCCCCAGAAAACUCGUCCUUCCUCGAGAGGAGCUUUGUUUGUCGUUUUCGUUGCCUGCUGGACAACUCCUCCGGCUUUCUGGCGUUGAACAUCCAGGGCCGGCUCAAGUUUCUGCACGGUCAGAACCAGCGACAAGAAAACGGAGGGAAGGCAUCGCCCCAGCUCGCCCUCUUCGCCAUCGCCACUCCUCUGCAGCCUCCGUCCAUCCUGGAGAUCAGGACCAAGAACAUGAUCUUCAGAACCAAACACAAGCUGGACUUCACACCUCUGGCCUGUGACGCAAAGGGGAAGAUAGUACUGGGGUACACCGAGGCUGAACUGCGGGUACGAGGAACUGGGUAUCAGUUCAUCCACGCAGCAGAUAUGUUGUACUGCGCAGAAAACCACGUCAGAAUGAUGAAGACAGGAGAAAGUGGUCUGACCGUGUUCCGGCUCCUCACCAAGGAGAAUCGCUGGAAAUGGGUCCAGGCUAACGCCAGACUGGUUUACAAGAACAGCAAACCGGACUACAUCAUCGCCACCCAGAGGCCUCUCUUGGAUGAAGAGGGAGGAGAACACUUGCGUAAGCGCUCCAUGCAUCUGCCCUUCACCUAUGCCACAGGUGAGGCCCUGCUCUACCAGUCCAACCAUCCCAUCGCAGCCUUUGGAGACGGAGGCCACGAGAAAAACGGAAGCAAAUCAAAGAAGAGCCGCACUGACAGGCUGAUAAGGGAUGGUCUGGACCCUGGCUCCCUCCUGGGGGCGCUCAUGAGUCAGGAUGAGUCGGUGUACGUUUGUCAGCCUGCCCUGGAGCCCAAGAUGUCGUUCCACAGCACCUUCUUUGCAGAGCAAAUGGGCUUCUCUGACUCUGAACCCUCCAGCUUGCACGGGAGCUGGGACGAGCCGAGCAACGGUGUGGUGGGUCCAGGCAGCACCGAGCCGAACACCAGCUUCGACCCGCUGCUGGCUACUCUGGACUCGCUCUCCUUGGAAGGCCAGGGGUUGGUGGAUGCAGACGAGGGGGGUUGUUCGAACGGGGAGCUGUUUGGAGCUCUGGAGGGCUUGGGGCUUAGCGCUGAGGACCUGGAGCUGCUAUUGCUUGACGAGCGGAUGAUCAGAAUUGAGAUGGACCCUGAGCGGGUGCCCACACUGGACGACCUGCUGACGAACGACGAGAUCCUUUCAUAUAUCUACGACUCCAUAGAGGGAAGGACUGAUUCGGCAUUGCACGCGGGCCAGGGGCCUCCUAGUUGCGCCCCAGCCACAGUUACAACAUUGUCCCUUCCUGAGAGUAAUCCCACCUCUGACACUAACUUGCAAAUGCAGUUUCCUCAUAACAAGCCUCCCCUGGUGGGGCAGGCUCCCAUCGUGCAGCUGUCGCAGCAGAUGCAGCAGCACCUCAACAUGCGAACAGGUAAAGUGACGCAUGACUGGGGCCAGCAGAGCGACCAUUUGACGAACACGAUAGUUAAUGGAGAGCUGCCGGGGCAAAAUCAAUCAGUUUCUAAUGGCCAGUGGACGCCGCAAGGCAUUGUCACCAGUGUAGGGAUACAGCUGGUACACUUGAACACGCAACAGACUGUUUUCAACGGUAAGGCCUCUGCGGUGGAUCAGCAGCAAACACAUCAACACUACCUUCAGCAGCAGCAGCAGCAGCCCAGGAUGAGGAACCAGCUCUCACAGCAGUGCCAUGCCAAACACAAGGCAUCCAACCUCAACGGACUGUGUGGCAUCCCCAGCACAGAGCAUGCAGCUGGGAAGUCCCAGUGGCAGGACUACAGAUUCAGCCAGAGUCUGGGCAGCAACACCUGCCUCGACAACAGCCAAAAACCUCUGACAAGCACCUCACUAGAUACAUGCAUGGAUUAUAGCAUGGCUGACACUGAAAACUCAGAUUACACCAUCAGCGGUAGCGGUUUGUUCGGGAGGAGCGGGCAGCAGCUCGGGGCUGAGCCCAUGGUCUCAUCUUUCCAGGGGAUGAACCACAAACAGCAGCAGGAGCAGAUCUCGGUCCCUUUGGCUCAGGUCAUCUCCGGCCUGUCGCAGUGCCCUCCCCCCAACGCCUCCCUGGAGCAGAUCCUGGGUGUGGCUAAACCCUGCCGGCAGCUAGACCAUUAUGGCAUGGUGACGUCGGAGAUGCCUCAUGAUCCCAAUCAUAGCAAGAUGGAGAACGGCUGCAUCCUGAGCAGCACUUACCCAGGAGGCUGUGCUCUGCCCAACGGAAACGGACCAGCGCCCCCUACUGUCCAGAUGCCCUGCCCUGAGACUCUGUCAAGCCUCCCCGACCCUCCAGCCACCGGCUUCUACCUCUGACCGUCUGACCAGCAACAGUUAACACACACUGUUACUGGCCAGAGACACACAAUGACUGGAGCAGCCUUAUAGAAAACAUAACAAACAAAGCUGAACGAACGUAGGCCUAUGUGUAUUUCUUUUCUUUUUCUUUUUUUAAUUAGGAUUUUAUUUCUUUUGGGGGGAGGAGGGGAUCAUCGCGUUGUAUUUCAAGACAGAUUAUCAUAUGAGUCCUUUGUUUACAAUAAUGCAGUCAAGAGAGCUGAUUGGAGGUUGUUUUAAUACAGCGACGAAAAUAUGAGCUUGUGUGAAGCUGAGUUUUAUGAGUUCGGAUACAACACAAAGCACAGUUUAGAUUUGAGACUUCUAAAAUCAACUAUUCCCUUUAUUAAAAAAAACAUUAAUGCAGGAUUUCGGUUAAAGUUUGAUCAAACAGUUUGUCCUAAAACAUCUGGAUUACCUUUGUUUUAUCGGUGGGUAAAUUUUUCCUGAAGUUCGCAGCAGAUUAACAACAGGAAAUGUAUGUAUUUAUCAGUUUGGUCAUUUUCCAAGAAAAUACAAAACAUUUCCUUAUUCCAACCUUUCAAUUGUCAGGAUUUGUUGCUUUUCUUUGUCUUCUGCCUGCUGCUCACCAGAUAAUUUUAUCUGAAUUUAUUUUGGGUUAGACCACAGACACCACGACAGGUUUGACUGUUUUUUUAUUUUUUAAUCGUGAUAACACACAGACUAGAUGCAGGAUCACUCACUCAGCAUUUCCAGAGACUUUGGAUAUCACAGGAACUUCAAAAUGAAAACAAACAUGGGGGUGGACCCAGCGUCUUCAGCUGGUUGGUGAUCAGCAGGCAUCCUGUGCCAGAACCAUUAAGUUUUGGACUCUUUUGACAAAGAUAUUCAAAGCUGCAUUUUCUGACAUUUUCUAGACAAACUGAUUUAUCGAUCAGUCAAGAAGCAUACGAUUAAUCGAUGAUAAUAAUGAUUAUAAAAUGUUCCAUAUAUAUCAAAUUUUCCAGAUUCAAAUCAUGAUCUGGUGUUAGAGUUAGGACAAAUGUGCUUGUCUUUGUAUCUGAACACUGUACGACACGUCACCUCCGUCAGUGCAGCUCGUACGUGACUCUGGCUUUGACGUCAGCGCCGCUCAUUGUUCUUCGUCACUCAACAAGAAUGUAAUCUUUCCGUGUUCAGUGAUUUCUUUGUUGAACAGUUUUACUCGUCAACAAUGAGAUUAUUUUUCGUAUGUUUGGAGGGAAAAAAAGUCUAGAAUAUUGAAAUUAUGGCUAGAAAUAUCCUGCACUUUAUUUCAAGCACCCACUUAAUGCAGAUCUGUAGUCAGGGACCCUGGUGAACAACAGACCCUGUUUUCAUUUUUUUGUUGUUGUUGUUUAUCUUUGAAGCAAGAUGGACAAGUUUGUAUUUUUUAUUCCUACUUUGAGGUACAUUUCAGGUGACGCAUUAAUGUCCUCACAAGCACAAACACUCCUGUACGAUUUAUUAGUGUCAUCAUUUUCAUCUUUCCCCACUUGAAUUUUUUUUAAUGGGUUGUUGAUAAUGUUUUAAAAAUCUUGGACCUCUUGGAUGAGUUUUCUUUUCUUUUUAAUUUCUCUCUUAUUUUGUUUUUAAAGUUUAACGGACUUGAUUAGGAGAUUUCACUUAGUUUUAAUUUACUGUAUUUAUUUAUGUCCUACAGCAAGCAUUCUGGAUUGUUUUGAAGUUAAUGUGUGAAACAGGUUCUUGAACAAAAGCAGUGAUGUAAAAAAAGAAAUAGAAAAUGUCCUCCUCAGUUGUUCUCCUGCGAAGCAGCUGUUGCUCUUCUAAGGAAACCAGCUAAAUAUUUUUUUUUUUUUACAGUUAAUCCAAACCCACGUCCAUUACAGUAUAAAUAAACCCGAGAUUUUAAGGAAAAGUCUGAUUUGUUAGGAAAAUAAAUCUUUUUUGCUUUGUCGCUCAGAGGGAGAGAAGACCAGAGAUAUUAAAUAAAGAUGGACAACUUCUCCACUUCCUCCCACCAUCAAGAAAUUAAGCCACAAUAUCCCAUGCACAUGUCACCAUCUUGUUCUUAAUUAAAUCAUUCUGAGUUAGUUUGCACACAACCAAUCGUGAGUCAGUUUGUUAGGUCGGGUCGGUGGCAGGGUCUGUCGUCAGCAAGUGUCGUCCUUAACGCUGAUUGGCUUUUGGGUCAUUGUGUCCCAAUUAUUUUUGCUCAAACUCAAUUAUUUCUACUUUGGGGGGCGAAGUGCUUUCGUCUUUGCAUUGACUUCAUUUGAUCUCAUUGAGUCAAAAAUUUGCUACAUUGGACCAACCGCUGCUCCUUCUCUUGAUUCCAUCUGAACAGACUCUGACUCCAAAUGUACAAGAUGGCAGCGUUGGUAUUUUGGCUUAAUUUCUGGAUAUUGGGAGGAAGUAGGAGCAUCGUUCAAUUUUAUUUACAAUCUUAUACUCAAACAAACAAAAUUAUAUUCAUCUCCUCACCUGAUAUAUCGUCUAAGUUAUAAACAAACCAUUUCUUCUCCAAGAUGUCAGACUUUUCCUCUGAAGCGGCAGAAAACUUUGUGAUGUUUACAUCAUCAAGUCGCUAACUUCACGGUCUUCACAGGAUCUUGGGGCAGGUACAGAAUAGUAAACACUGAAAAAAACCAAAUGUGAGUAUUAAAAAGAGAUCUCAUUUCUACUGGAAGGAUUUAGUUCUGAAUGUUUCUUGUACAUAGUGAAUUACUGGAAAAUGAUGCAGAGUCAAGGUAUUUCAUCAAGAAAAGAUGCUGAAAAGAGAUUUCCAUUUAAUUGUUCAAAUAAUGUCAUACUGUCGGUAUUAAUAUUAUUGCUGUAUGUUUUAUGUUGAAAUGUGAUACACACGUCGUUCGAAAUGUUUUUCUUUCCCUUUCUUUUUAUUUUCUACAGCAGAAAUGUUUGCUAUAUUUAAUAUGAUUGAUGUGACUUAUUAACAGUGUGAAAAAAAAGAUGUGUAUAUAAAGCAAACCAGCUUUGACAAAUACAGGUAUGUAAAUAGUUUUACGUCGAGUCACUCGUUUCAAGCACUAUUUUUAAAACACAUGUUUAUCAAACUCCUUUUGUUGAUUCUUUUUUCUUUUUUCUUUUUUUAAAAAGUUGUAAAUAGUUUCCUCAUCACAGACACUGGACUCUAUGACAGCCUGAAAAUGGUGCCAUACUACUGAGACUUGUUGAAUAGGCUAUAAUGUUGGCGAGUUUAAUUUUGUCUUUCUGGGUAGCCACAGUAAAUUUAACAUGCUAACAGGACAAGGUGUAGAUGUUGUAGAUUUGACCCGUGUCCUUUGACUGCUUGUUUCAAAUGUAUAAUUUUCUUCCUUUUAAAUAAAGGAUGUCUUCAAUCACAGUGAAA